CCGACAAAAGUCACGAAGCCGCUGUCCGGGUAUUGUUUGAUUCGUUUCGUGUUUGAUUACGUGGAAGAAUCGGGAGGACCGUGGAGAGUCAACGUCUUCUUCCUAAUCUGCUCAGCGAAAUCAGUAACACGGCGAACGUGAAGCUUCCAUAACGGUAACAGUAGACCGGGUAGGUUGCAAGGAGCCGCCGCCAUAUAAAGUGAAUCGUAACUGGGAGCUGGUUCGCAGUACGCGUCCCAUUCGCAUUCGACAGAGGCUGAGGCGCUCAGAGUGGUAUUUUGUUGUGUCCGGAAAUUCGCGUGAGAGAUGAAUCUUUUCGCGAUUCUUUGUGUCGUGGCCGUGGCGGCUGGCGUCGCAGUUGCUGAUGACUCGAAGGGUCCCAAAGUCACCGACAAGGUGUAUUUCGACAUUGAAAUUGGCGGAGAGAAGGCCGGACGGAUCGAGAUUGGGUUGUUCGGUGCCACCGUGCCCAAGACGGUCAAGAACUUCAAGGAAUUGGCUGAGAAGCCCGCAGGAAAGGGUUACAAGGGAAGCAAGUUCCACCGAGUCAUUCGCGACUUCAUGAUCCAGGGAGGCGACUUCACUCGCGGCGAUGGUACCGGAGGCGAAUCUAUCUACGGCGAGCGCUUCGAAGAUGAGAACUUCAAGCUGAAGCACUACGGCGCCGGCUGGUUGAGCAUGGCCAACGCCGGUAAAGACACCAACGGGUCGCAGUUCUUCAUCACCGUAAAGCAAACAAGUUGGCUUGAUGGUCGUCAUGUGGUCUUCGGAAAGGUUUUGAACGGCAUGAAAGUCGUCAAGCAGAUCGAGAACACUUCAACCGAUGGCCGUGACCGGCCUACGAAAGACGUUGUUAUUGUUGAUUCCGGCUCGCUGCCGGUGUCUGAACCUUUCGCAGUGGCCAAAGCUGACGCCGUCGAUCCAUGAGAAUUGCACGAUUGACGUGCAGUCGUCUAGCCUCAAUGGGAGCUUUUAGUAAUAAAAUUCACAAUCACAUGAUGGUUUACAUUUAAUGGAAUUAUAAUUACUGCAUUUAUAUUAAAGUAGUUGCCUAAAUAAACGAUAAUUUUAUAGAAA
Molecule: messenger RNA, 1077 nt
Organism: Hermetia illucens (black soldier fly)
Lineage: Eukaryota; Metazoa; Arthropoda; Insecta; Diptera; Stratiomyidae
Product: peptidyl-prolyl cis-trans isomerase 5
Exons: 5
Coding region: 307-927 (206 amino acids)
Biological process (GO): protein folding; protein peptidyl-prolyl isomerization
Cellular component (GO): intracellular membrane-bounded organelle
Molecular function (GO): peptidyl-prolyl cis-trans isomerase activity
Source: RefSeq, a predicted model, not a curated record